AUGACCUUCAUGCUCCGACCUGGCCGCAUGUAUCCGCCACACGAUUCCCACGAAUCCGUCCAGUAUUGGAACGCCGGAUGGUUCUAUGAGAAGAACCUCUCAGGUCCAGGCAUCCACGAAGGACUGCCCAAGUUUACCAACAAGCCUCCGGAAGAAAUGGCAAGCUGGAGCUUCAUCCCCACCCUCGCCCAAACUCCAAUCUUGGAGAAGGCUGCACGGAGGAUCUCUUGGAAUCCGAGCACCACCACCGCGCAGCCCAACAUCCAGGAGCCCAUAACAAAAUAUAUGAAGAAGUCUCCGGCCAUUGGUCCCGCCACUCCUGCUCCGCCGAGCGCCCCCCAAGCUACCCCACAGCCUUCUCCUCCUCCCACAGAGCAAUCUCCCCCUCCUGCUACAAACACUCCACCGAAAAUAAUUCCGGUUAGCAGCGAGAAGGUGGGCAGAGAAAACUCCGGAGGCAAGGGCCCUGCCCUUGAUGAGACUGAACUACAAGGCCAAGAGGAAGCGGAAGUCAACUCCUCCGGCAAAGCUGAAGCUGCGGCGAGUGAAAUCGUCGUUUUUCCGAAGAACUUCGGAGAUCCGGCAGAUCUUACCUCCACCCCGAAGGCAUAUGCGACCAAGUUUUUCAACAAGCCUGACGCCGAGUCAUCGGAGAUUCAGGACUUCAAGAAGGAAACCGGCCAAUUCCUCGACAAGCUCCUCUGCAGGCAGAAGGAACAGCAAGCUCUGCACUAUGAGCUCUACAAGAAUAUAGCUCUGCAACGCCGUGUCACCCUAAGCCAGGCGGAGAAAAUCCUGCAUUUCAAAGAGGAGAAUGCGGAUUUGAAGAAGAAACUAUCAGACGCCCAAGGUGCAUCCACCUCUCUUGCCGCCGCCUCCUCCGAGCUUGAAGCCCUGCGCUCCUCCCAGAAAGAUCUUGAGUCAAAGCUUGCAGAGGCGGAGAAGAAACUGGCAGAGAAGAACUCAGAACUCAUCCGUAAAGAGGGCGAAUUCCAACUCAAGAGGAAAACUAAUAGUGAAACCAUCAAGCAGCAGCAAAAAGAACUGGGCGGACUCCGGAAGUACAUGGAGACAACGGAACAAUGCUGGGAUCUGCUGAACUCCGACUUCAUGGGUAUGUCCACAAAGCUCAUAGAGUAA
Messenger RNA from Lolium perenne, 1140 nucleotides. The record is from RefSeq and is a predicted model, not a curated record. Lineage: Eukaryota; Viridiplantae; Streptophyta; Magnoliopsida; Poales; Poaceae.